GAGAAGACAGAUAGAACACGAUCGUAUCAGUCGUCUUAGCAGGAGCCUUCCAACAUGUUGAUAAUCAUUCUGCCAUAUCUGUUGGCGACACGCGUGCCCGGCCGCGAGAACGCGUACCACGACGAUUCCGACUGGCAACGUUACGGCCCCGAAUGCACUUACGACGUGUUGGUGAACAUGUCCCUGUCCAACAUCGUGCACGACGAGGACACGAUCUGCUCCAUGAUCGCGUCCGAGCUCAAGUGUCGAACGAAAGGAAGCGACACGUUGAACUGCCAUUUCUCGAACGGAAGGAUAGUGAGACCGGAUCCCAAGAACGAGAGAUGCUCGAACGCGAGAAAUUUCGUCCCGAUAGGCGACAGAUUCGUGGACGAGGAACCGUUCGAGAUCAGGUUCAACGCGAGAGGUAUAGAGAAUCUGGUCGUGUCGAGGGAUAUAGCCAGGUGGAGGUUGGACAUGAUGAGGGCGAUUGUCGGUCAGCUUAACAUUGGCUUCGAGCUAACGGCGGAGAAGGAGCACGAUCGGUUCCUCACCAUGGAGAACUCCAGCAUCGGUUACUGCGAGGUGGAGGUGAAGGUGUCGAGGGCGGGAUACGGGGAGGAGAGCGAUGAGAAGUUCGAGAUCAUGUUGGAGCCCGAACGGGCAGGCAUGGUGCCAUUGAGCAGGGGAAGUAUUCGAAUCGAGAAGGUGAGAUAUCCGAAGAGGUGCCCGAACAGGAAGAUCUACUUCUUUGGAAAUCACGAGGAUUUUAGCUUUGGCAGGAGGGAUAUUUUCAUGGACAUGACCACGUCUGUCAGUCGUAUAUACAUCUCGCGGAAGGGGAUAAUUUCGUUCACGGAGUCUACAGGCGUGAUGAGAACGUUGAACAGACCUAGAACGAUGAAUUUGCAUCAGAAGAUCAAUUUGUCUUUGAAAAGUAUAAAUUUUGCCCGAAUUCCAAUCCGGGAAAUCGUGAACCCAGCGUCUACUAGCUUGUACGCGUACACCAAUUUGGAGCGAAUUCCCGAGUAUAAAUGAACAUUUGUCUUUAACAAAUGAAUUUGUAACACGAAAUGUACGUUUAG
This is a messenger RNA of Apis dorsata (giant honeybee), 1064 nucleotides long. Its product is annotated as vitellogenin-like. NCBI's taxonomy places the organism in Eukaryota, Metazoa, Arthropoda, Insecta, Hymenoptera, Apidae. The record is from RefSeq and is a predicted model, not a curated record. Gene Ontology annotation, molecular function: lipid carrier activity. The transcript has 3 exons. Gene Ontology annotation, biological process: lipid transport. Bases 55 to 1017 code for a protein of 320 amino acids.